This is a messenger RNA of Sinocyclocheilus grahami, 3426 nucleotides long. It is a transcript of the gene ccdc187, whose product is annotated as coiled-coil domain containing 187. NCBI's taxonomy places the organism in Eukaryota, Metazoa, Chordata, Actinopteri, Cypriniformes, Cyprinidae. Bases 274 to 2460 code for a protein of 728 amino acids. The record is from RefSeq and is a predicted model, not a curated record. The transcript has 13 exons.
CCGCGCGGGCUUCCCAUCCCUGUGGAAGCUUCAUGCCAUUGUCUCGUUGUCAAAAACAGUCUGUCUAGUCGGAAACUUUGAAACCGGGUAAUUAUAGUUCAGGCUUGUUUCAGACCCUGCCAAAUCCAAGUAUGAGCUUAUGAGAAGUGAGAGUUUUUCGAGUAACUCUAGUAUGCAACAAGUAGUUGAACGCAGAAACGAGCAUUUCCAGAGAAGAGAAGCGCGGAGCAGGUGUUGCUGAAUGGCAUGAGUUGUUGAGCAGUGCCAGAAGUCAUGGCAGAGCUGGAGGUGGAUCAGUCCAACCUGCCCAGAGUCCAGGAGGUAUGCCAGUGUUUUGCUGUACUGGAGGAUGGAGCUCUAGCUCAUAACCUGCAGGAGCAGGAAAUUGAGCAGUACUACAACUCAAAUGUGCAGAGGAGUCAGCUGGUGCAAAGGGACAUCAGAGUAGCCAAGAGACUCCAGGAUGAGGAGGAGCAGAGGGCUCAGAUGCUGCAGCACCAGGCCACUCGCCAACUGGAGGAACGAGACUCAGAAUACGCACGCAUGAUUCAGGAGGAGAUCCAGCGGCGUUCAGAUGAAGCUCGGAGGAGGGAGGUGGAGGACGAGGAAGUAGCAAAAAGGAUACAGGAAGAGGAAGAGCUUUAUUUGAGACACAGGAGCAGUUACCAACAUAAAGAUGGUAGAGAGUCCACAAGCAUUCCUGCUCAUCCAUACUUACCCCAACCUGUUCAUGUACCUCACAACUGGUCUCCAACCAGACGAUGGCAGCACUUCUCCUCGCCCACCUACUCGGACUCUGAGGAGGACCUGAUGGAGUACAGUAGGCCUACAGUCAUACAACAGGACAGCAAACCCACUGUAGGGCAGAGGAGGCUGAUCGGCAGACCCAGAGCUCAUUUAGAGCAGGACGACAAAAGCAUGACCAGCCAAAGCAGCAGUAACAGAUCUUCACACCUGUCAGGUGGAUGGGGUGAUGUCAUUAAGCUCAUAAAGAACGAUAUGAGUGAGCAAGGCUACCUCAGCCACAGCUCUGAGGAUGAUCUCUUUGAACCAGUCUAUAAACUUGAGAAAAUAUUGCGACAGAAGCAGCAGGUCUCAGGAACGGGGCUGAGUCGACACAGCAGCAUGAGGGAGGAUCGUAACAGAAUGUGGCAGGGAGACGGUUGUGGCCAUAGAGAGAGUUUUAGGGAAAGACAUGUUCAUUUCCUGGAUGAACGGAAGCGCUCUAACAGUUAUCUUGCCAAUGGUUGUAGGACCUAUGAAAAUGGUCACAGGGACGCUAGGGAAAGAGUUCAGUGUUCAGUAGGGAUACUAAGAGAUGAUCACACACACCUCAGAGAAAAUCAAGGUCUCCACACUCAAGCUCAGGGGUUUCGACGAAACAUUUCAAUGCGACGUAGUUAUCGUGGUAACAUCAGGCGGACAUCAGUGCAUGAGGGAAGCAGAACAUGCAGCGUAGAUGAUUCUAACUUGGCUAGACCAAGACCCUCAAAUAAUGCCCCCUCACUGCAGCCUAGAGUGCCACAGUUGAUGGAGUUGGAAGUGGAGGACCGUUUGAGAGAUUUGAGAAAUUGGGAGAUGGCGAGAGGCAGAAAUGCAUGGCAGAGAGCUCGAUCAUUAAUGGAGGAUGAAAGGAGGAUAGACCAAGACCACAGGCGUGGAGAGUGUAGAGUGAGGCGAAGUCAAAGUGAACACUGUCAGACCUUCGAGGAAGAGAGAUCGAGCACAGAGGAAGAGUUGGAGAGGGAGAGCAGGAGGGAGGAAAGACGGAUACAAAGACUCCAGUCUUGCAGUGGGCACUCUUCUGGAGCAGGACCUGCUCUUAGGAGUGGAAGGGCUGCGCUUGACUUGGGAGAUUUGGAGCAAGUGCUGCUGGAUGAGGAGCUGGCCCGCAGGCUUCAGGAAGAGGAGGAGAGAUUGGCCGAAGAGACUCCGCAAGGUUCCUCUCCUCUUAGAAGGGACUGUCCUAUUGGAGACUUCAGAGCAGCACAGGUUGCUCAGGAUGAGGAAAUCGCACGUUUCAUGCAGAAACAGGAGAUAAAGACUAAACGGAGGUCUCGUGAGCUGGAACCUGUUCAAGAAUACAGAGAGAAUGAUAGGAGAACAGUAUGUGACAGACAGAGGCAGAGACUGAAUUCCGAAGGUCUUCAAUCCCCCGUUGAUGACUUCAACCCAGACAAUCAGCAGCCUAGUCACAUUUCCAUGACAAUGCAACCGCAAGCCAUCAGGAAUAUUGCAGAAGAGCUGGACCCCACCUUUCAAAGGAAGGACGCAGCUGAAUCAGGUCAAAGUAAUGAUUCCUGUCAAAAUCAAACUUCACAACAAGUAGGUUUGUACAGCCCCUUGGAGGAACCUACUUUUGUGCCCCCCACGAAACGACAGAGUGACAAACUGGGACGAGUAAAGCCCAAAGAGAAAAAGGAAAAUGCAAAACAGAAAGAGAACUGCAAGCAGCAGUGAUGCUGGACAUAUAAAAGUGUGAAAUCAACUGCAAUACUGAAUUAAUAACCAAAUUAGAUUAAAGAAAUACAUGCAUGUCCUGGCAGUUUGGGGCUUUCCAGUCUUCUGCUUUCUCCAAGACUUGGGAUACUUUUGUAAUCAACAAAUCAACUUGAACUUGCAAAACAGGGACACUCCGUUCAGAUAAUGCUGCUAUUGUUAGUAAACAUCUAAGCCAUGUCAUGCUCUUUUGGUUUGUUUCAUUUUUAUUUAGCAGCUGGUUAGAGGCUGGUAUGUAACCACAGAGGGAAAGCUACCACUAGCAGUACUUGGCAUUACACAUUUGACUUCUGGGAAAACCUGAAACGAUACUACGCUUUGAUAAAGGAAGUUGGCACAUGGUUGAGUGAACCUCUUUGGAGUUUUUCUGCAUGACUCUUGAUCUCUCAAGAUAUUCAAGCAGGCAUUCUUUUUAAAUUGCAUGUACUUUUUUUUGCUGUAUUCCAGGAACUACACUAGUCUUAAUUUGCCCAAAGUGUUAUUUUCAUUUCUAAUGGUCGCCUUCAUUAUUUUAGAAGUUGUGAAAACUUUUUGCAGAACCUGGUCAUGCAUUCACAUUGUAGAAAUUAAACAUUUACGGUUUAUAUUAUUUAUGUACUGAUACUGAAUGCUAACAUUAUACUGUAUAUGUUUUCAUUGUAUAUUAUGGCAACAAUGUAAAUAAUGUGUUGUCAUGAAUCAGUAGGCCUUCAUUGCCUAUAUAAAGUUUAAUGAAUGCUUUGUACAGAAGACAUAUAUAUAUAUAAAAUUAUAAUACCCAUAUCUUUCUUGAUUCACAUCAAUAAACACAUUUUACAUUUACAGCAGAAAUUGUGUGGAAUUAAAUUUGAACUGUAGACAAAGGUUAAGACUUUCCCUAAUAACCAACAAAUUCAUGCAAAUCUCUGCGGGAAGCACCUCAAACAUCAAUUUCUAGUGAGACCUUCU